Messenger RNA from Echinostoma caproni, 318 nucleotides. NCBI's taxonomy places the organism in Eukaryota, Metazoa, Platyhelminthes, Trematoda, Plagiorchiida, Echinostomatidae. The record is from the annotation of a GenBank genome assembly.
AUGUUUCAAUUCUGGGUUUCGCAUCGAGGUUCCAUUACUCCGCUUUUGGUGUGCACUCGCCAGGCUGCACGAUCGGCCGGUCGACAUUCUCCCUCUGUCAGUUCGCCAAUCGGUCAUACCAUCCGAAACGUGCAGACUUUGGCAAACGGUCGCUUACACANNACAUGCGCUGCUGCUGCUACUGCUGCACGAAUCGAUUGGGCAAACCAGCUUCUUUUGUCAAACCAGGCGUUUCACAAUGCACCCACUCACACCCACCCAUUUGGGCGAUUGGGCACGCGCAAAUGUGGAGGCAGUGGAGCAGCCAGCCACGAUUAG